AUGCUCUCGAACCAAUAUCUACGCUCCUCCCUAGCAAGCAGAGAGACGGUACCCUCUCCUGCUCUCCUAGCAAGCAGACACGCCUUCCCCACUCUUAGCAAGCAGACCAACCUCUCCACUCUUAGCAAGCAGACCAACCUCUCCACUCUUAGCAAGCAGACCAACCUCUCCACUCUUAGCAAGCAGACCAACCUCUCCACUCUUAGCAAGCAGACCAACCUCUCCACUCUUAGCAAGCAGACCAACCUCUCCACUCUUAGCAAGCAGACCAACCUCUCCACUCUUAGCAAGCAGACCAACCUCUCCACUCUUAGCAAGCAGACCAACCUCUCCACUCUUAUGCCUCCUCCACCAGUGCCUCCUCCACCAGUGCCUCCUCCACCAGUGCCUCCUCCACCAGUGCCUCCUCCACCAGUGCCUCCUCCAACAGUGCCUCCUCCCACAGUGCCUACUCCACCAGUGCCUCCUCCAACAGUGCCUCCUCCACCAGUGCCUCCUCCAACAGUGCCUCCUCCAACAGUGCCUCCUCCACCAGUGCCUCCUCCACCAGUGCCUCCUCCAUCAGUGCCUCCUCCAACAGUGCCUCCUCCAACAGUGCCUCCUCCCACAGUGCCUCCUCCACCAGUGCCUCCUCCACCAGUGCCUACUCCAACAGUGCCUCCUCCACCAGUGCCUCCUCCACCAGUGCCUCCUCCACCAGUGCCUCCUCCAACAGUGCCUACUCCAACAGUGCCUCCUCCACCAGUGCCUCCUCCAACAGUGCCUCCUCCCACAAUGCCUCCUCCACCAGAGCCUCCCACAAUGCCUCCUCCCACAGUGCCUCCUCCACCAGUGCCUCCUCCACCAGUGCCUCCUCCCACAGUGCCUCCUCCCACAGUGCCUCCUCCACCAGUGCCUCCUCCCACAGUGCCUCCUCCCACAGUGCCUCCUCCCACAAUGCCUCCUCCCACAGUGCCUCAUCCCACAGUGCCUCCUCCCACAGUGCCUCCUCCCACAGUGCCUCCUCCCACAAUGCCUCCUCCCACAGUGCCUCCUCCCACAGUGCCUCCUCCCACAGUGCCCCCUCCCACAGUGCCUCCUCCCACAGUGCCUCAAGACUCUAAGCCUUUGACCUCACUAUAG
Messenger RNA from Procambarus clarkii (red swamp crayfish), 1122 nucleotides. The record is from RefSeq and is a predicted model, not a curated record. NCBI's taxonomy places the organism in Eukaryota, Metazoa, Arthropoda, Malacostraca, Decapoda, Cambaridae.